AUGGCGGAUCCAGCCGGCAGCAACAAGCUGGAUCAAUCCGAGCUCCUUCACACUCCAAGGCACGUUGGCAGCGCUGACCCAGGCACGAACACGUACCUCAUUAUGCCGCCGUGUGACUGGAACUUUGAGGAUCGCGAGACGCUCCUUCCAGUCAUGCUGGUAGAUACAGGCGAUGCUAGAGAAGACUAUGUGCCCUUCCUAGAGCAAGUGCUGCGCGGCAACCUAUCGAUGCUUGACGAGGGCAAUGGGCCAGUGCGCCUCGCCCUCACCGAUAUGCUCCGUCGCGAGGCCGCGCCCCAUGUGCAGAUCCCCGUACCGCGUGUGCACAAGUUUCCUGACCCGCGUACGGACGCGAGCUUUUUUGAGCGGGUGCGCUAUGUGCCGCCGGGGGCGUAUGUGCCUGCUCCUUCGAAGCAGGGGUGGGAGAGCGUCAUGUGGCCCCUGCGGGACCAAGUGUCGGUGGCCGUGGUGGACCCCGAGAACCCGCGUCUCGUGUCGACUCUGCGGGCUUUGUACACACCUGGGCAUGCAGCAGAUCACGUCAUGUUCCUGCUGGAAGAGGACCAUAUCCUGCUCACCGGCGACAAUGUGCUGGGCCGCGGAUCGACGGUGUUCGAGGACCUCAUCCUGUACAUGCACAGCCUCCAGCGCGGUCUGGACGUAUUGUCGAGCCGCAGUGCCACGCCCCUGGGCGUUGUCGGCACACCCAUAUCAGGCAUGGCGGGUGAGAAUGUGCUGUUUCCCGGGCAUGGCGAAGUGGUACCGAAGGGGAAAGACACGCUGCGGCGCUACAUCCAGCACCGCCUCGAUCGUGAGGAGCAGCUGAUUGCGCUCUUUGCCUGCCGGCCUGGCGAAAAGAAAGAUGUGAUGCAGGCCAUCGCUUAUCCAGAGAAAUUCGUGGCGCGACUGCGCUGCCAUCAAGCGGCCCGCUACGCAUGGACACUGAGGCAGUUCGUGAGCGCCCUCUAUGAGAACUACUCGCUCAAAAUGUUCCCGGCCGUCGCUCGCGUGCUGCUCUUGCACCUGCAAAAAUUGGCUACGUCACCGCAUCAGCUCAAGGCGGCGCCGUUCCCGACGCGCGAGGCGGUCCCUUCUAUCGAAUGGCACGCACUGGGGCCUCUCGUGCGGUGCAUGCAUCUGCCCAAGUACCAGUAUUCGGGCAUGCCAUGGCCAGACUUGCCACGCUCCGAAGACGAGUGGCGAGAAGUCUGGGACCUUCCCUGGCAGUUGACCGCAACGUAG
This is a messenger RNA of Malassezia sympodialis ATCC 42132, 1242 nucleotides long. RefSeq lists its product as uncharacterized. The coding region runs from base 1 to 1242 and encodes 413 amino acids. Gene Ontology annotation, biological process: secondary metabolite biosynthetic process. The record is from RefSeq and is a predicted model, not a curated record. Lineage: Eukaryota; Fungi; Basidiomycota; Malasseziomycetes; Malasseziales; Malasseziaceae. The transcript is spliced from 3 exons.